GUUUUAUAUUUAUAUGAGAUAUUUAAUUUGUUUUGUGUGUUUCUUUUUGAAAAUAGCAAUAAAUUAUUUGUAGGAGCGGUGUCAGUUCACAAUCUAAAUGCUUCAUAGUUAGUGCUAUGCAAAUGCCUAUGACUUCAGUACCUACGGAAUCAAAUCAUGUUAUACUAACAACAAAGGUUGUUUUGUUAAAGUUAUGGUCGAUAUUUCACUUCCUUCAUCUUCUAUCUUUUCACGGUAAGAAACUUGUAAAUGGUGGUAAUUAUUUUUUUCAAUAUUUCAGACCACAAGUAAUCGCUUUGACAACAGUAAACGGUAAUACAAUAGAAGAAAACGUGAAUAUUAACAACCAGAAAAUUCUGAGAGCCGCUAGAAGACAAGAUGUACCAAUAUACAGAGGAUCAAAUUCUUCACUAAUCGAUAAAGAAUCUGAAAGGGAUUAUUUCUUCGGCCAAAAUGGAUUGGGAGACAAUAACGAGACAUUAACAGGACUGGUACCAGCGCAGAAGCAGGGCGCUGUCGAAACUCUUUUAGAAUUGUCUAAAAAGCAUGAAGGAAAAUUGAUUCUGAUUGUUAUCGGAUCCCUCACAAAUAUAGCUUUGGCUGUGAAGUUGGAUCCUAAGUUUUUGCAACGAUUUACACAUGUGUAUGUUGGUGCGGGACACAUCGAAAGUGAACGUUAUCCAAAACCCGAAUUCAAUGCACGCAUAGACGUUGAAGCGUACCGUAUAUUAGCUCAAUACGCAACUCCUGAUAAAGUUACAGUUGUUCCUUUCUCACAGGUGCUUGAUUAUUUGGACAUAGAUCUGGAUUGGCGGAAAAAUAAGCUUGGGAAAAUAAACACGGAUUCAAUAAAAGCUAUUAAUUCAUAUGAAAGGAUAUCUUUACCUAAAACUAAAUCGUGGAAUCUGCUCGACCCGGCUGUUGUAGCGAUAGCAUUAAGUAAUGUACCUUUGAAGAACGGGAAAGAACCUGAUUUUGUAACCGAGUACAAGUUUUCGAAGAAUGAUAUUAUUUUAUGUGGAAAUAAACGGGGAAUAAACACAAAUAAUUUUGUUAAAGAAGAAUACGCAAAUGUCAGAGUAGCUUAUAGUUUCGAUGUAGAAAAGUACAAAUCGUUUCUACUGGAUAUAUUUACAGCAGAAUUGCGGUGAUCUUAGUGCUCCUUAAUAUAUUAUUUGUUACGAACAAUAUAUUAUGCAAAAUUGUAUACGAAAUGUUAUGUUUUAUUUACACCAACCCUAUUGAAAAAUAUGCGUAUAUCCUAUAAACAGAUAAAAUGAGAAAUAAAAAAAUUACAAAAAUGUAAAUUCAC
Hyposmocoma kahamanoa is the source of this 1312-nucleotide messenger RNA. RefSeq names its product probable uridine nucleosidase 2. The record is from RefSeq and is a predicted model, not a curated record. Bases 117 to 1151 code for a protein of 344 amino acids. Gene Ontology annotation, molecular function: hydrolase activity, hydrolyzing N-glycosyl compounds. The transcript has 6 exons. Lineage: Eukaryota; Metazoa; Arthropoda; Insecta; Lepidoptera; Cosmopterigidae.